AUGACUUCCCUCCGAGCGGACAUCUACGUCGCCCCGUCGUCCCCUGGACCAAGCCUAACGGCAAGCAAGGCGGCUUCUGAUCCCCGGUCUCCUGCACCCUCAUCCACGAUGCAGCACUUAAUAGAUUGGAUCAAGGCCCGCAUCCCAUCAAAGAAACUAACAAUUGUCCACAUAACCCACGGCAAUGGAGACCAUUUCGGCAUCCCGGUCCUCCAACAAGCCUUGACGGGCCUGACAGCCCUUGUAACACCCGGCACCAUUGCGCACAUGAAAGAACAGCUCGAACAACAUACUUUCCAGCGAACAUGGGCCUCUCGAUUCGCGCGGCAAAUACCCGCACACCAGAAAUUCGCCAAGUCCAUAGGCCCCGAACGAACCAUCAAGCUCGAAUUGCAUACCCUUCACGCGAUCGAGAUUCUCGAACUAGACGUGUGCGGCGAUGUGCACCAGAUGCUUUCUGAGACGAACACACGAGAGAAGCGUGGGGCGUGGAUCGCCAGCGCGCGCAAGGUUGAGAUAUUACAUCCUGAACUGGUUGUGCCGGGACACGCCUCAUGA
Molecule: messenger RNA, 558 nt
Organism: Penicillium argentinense
Lineage: Eukaryota; Fungi; Ascomycota; Eurotiomycetes; Eurotiales; Aspergillaceae
Product: Metallo-hydrolase/oxidoreductase
Exons: 3
Coding region: 1-558 (185 amino acids)
Source: RefSeq, a predicted model, not a curated record